Messenger RNA from Triticum dicoccoides, 801 nucleotides. RefSeq lists its product as uncharacterized. Bases 1 to 765 code for a protein of 254 amino acids. The transcript is spliced from 2 exons. The record is from RefSeq and is a predicted model, not a curated record. Lineage: Eukaryota; Viridiplantae; Streptophyta; Magnoliopsida; Poales; Poaceae.
AUGUCCCAUCGAUCCCUCUCAGCCACCGCCACCUUCCAAUCCACCUCAUUUUCCCCAUCGCUCCAAUCAGGAUACUCCCCUGCCUUCCCGAUCCACCCAUCGAUCCACCACCCACCAUACCUCUCGGCCCGAACCCCGGGCACAGGCAUCCAACGUCGCCUCCAGCCACAUGCCCACAUCAAGCCGCUUACCCAGAGCAAGCAGCAGCCCCGCCGUCCUCAGGCGAGGACCUCCCGUCGCUGGCGACCACCUGUAGAAGGACCAAGCGCCCCUGCCUCUUCCUUCCUCGUCCUUCUCUCCUCCCUCUCUCACCUGCUCUCUCUGUCGUGCAACAGGGAGCCCAGAGGAGUUUUGCGCCGGCCAUCCUCGUCCUCCGCGCCUACAUCAGCUCGAGGGCAGGAUCCCCUCGAUCCCGUGCUCUUCGUUGACCGCAGCUCCGGAUCAGAUCGACCUCACCCUUCCUGUACCUCCACCGCCCGGAUUCGCGCCGAUCCGCGCCUCCCUCCGUCCCCUGCAUCGCCUCGUCGCCGGAGUAGGAGCUCCGUUUGCCAAGCGCCGCGCCCCUGCUUCGUCUCGCUGCGAGAGGAGCAGCGAGUCAGCGCCCAGCCGCCCCAGAGCGAGGACAUCGACAAGUCCCGCGCUCAUGUUGACCGCGUCGCCAGCGCCUGGGCCACCGCGUCGCCGUUUUCCCCGCACGGCCCAGCUUCGUCUCUGCCAGACUCUUCUCCAGCCGGCCCAAGGUCCUAUAUAACGUCACGUUUGUGAGGAUCCGUUCGACUUCGUCCGUGUGUCUUCUUCAUG